Morone saxatilis (striped sea-bass) is the source of this 7004-nucleotide messenger RNA. Its product is annotated as MAM domain-containing glycosylphosphatidylinositol anchor protein 1. Gene Ontology annotation, cellular component: axon; plasma membrane; neuronal cell body. Gene Ontology annotation, molecular function: axon guidance receptor activity; protein binding. The transcript has 18 exons. The record is from RefSeq and is a predicted model, not a curated record. Lineage: Eukaryota; Metazoa; Chordata; Actinopteri; Moronidae. The coding region runs from base 602 to 3484 and encodes 960 amino acids. Gene Ontology annotation, biological process: synapse organization; homophilic cell-cell adhesion.
CAGCGCCGAUUGAACGAGCGGAGGGGAGCUCAUUUUCAGAGCGCAUGAUUGUGUUAGAGGGGCUUCACUAGACUGUCACCGGUGAGAGAGAGAGAGAGGGAGAGAGACAGUAAAGCCAUUUCUACCACGCCUUUAAAAGUAGAUAAUCUACAUAAGAGAAGACUGGGGUGUGUGGACCACCCCUCCCACCCCCUCCAAACUAGCCUUGCUUGAGUUUUUCAAAGGGAAAGUGGUUUUAUUUUUAUCCUAAGGAAGAGGGACUCUUCCUGUGGACCCGAGCAGCGGUAAGAUUCCGCUGCCCGCCUCUAUGUGCGUAAAAUAAAAGUUUAACACACCAAGGAGAUCAUUUGAGAGGUCUGGGAGCUCGGCAAACUCUCCAUUAUACUCUACGGGAAUUUCAAAGCUCAUAGCGGACGCUCAGCUGGAGGAGGAUAUAUAACUUUUCUACUCAUUUUGUGGAGAGACGCGGAGGCGGGUUGGUCUCACGGAGAGCGGAGGAGUCCUCUUCGCUGAGCCGGGAGGAGUGCGCGCUGCGCUGGGUAGCGGACUGACCCAAAGGACGGCACCUCGGAGACAAGGUUAUGAGGGAACUGAGCUGAACAUGGAGCUUUUCUGGAUUUUGUUAUUUUCUAGUGUCUGUCCUCUCGCUUGGGGCCAAGGAGUUUACGCUCCAGCCAACGCCCAGAUCGUGCACUCAGGCGCAGCAUGUAACGUCAAGGAUGAUAACAUCAGUGAGAGAAUCUACACCAUCAAAGAAGGAGACACACUAGUGCUUCAGUGUAUUGUGAAAGGACACCCACGACCACAGGUACGGUGGACAAAGACAGCAGGCAGUGCAUCUGACAAGUUCCAGGAAACAUCCAUCUACAAUGAGACGCUGCGCAUCGAGGGCAUCCAGAGGGUGCAGGGGGGUCGCUACUACUGCAAGGCCGACAACGGGGUGGGGGUGGCUGCCAUCAAGUCCAUCCGCGUAGAUGUGCAGUACCUUGACACACCAGUUCUGACGGUGCACCAGACCAUCAGCGAUGUGCGUGGCAGUUACUACCAGGAGAAGACGGUGUUCCUUCGCUGCACCGUCAACUCCAACCCUCCUGCACGAUUCAUCUGGAAACGUGGGAACAUGCUCAUUGAACAGAGCAAGGACAAUGGGGUGGACAUCUACGAACCACUUUACACUCAGGGGGAGACCAAGGUGCUGAAGCUGAAAAACCUGAGGCCCAAGGACUUUGCUGAUUACACAUGCCAGGUGUCCGUCCGCAAUGUGUGCAACAUCGAAGAUAAGUCGGUCACCUUCAGGCUCACAAAUGCCACAACUCCUCCAAUGAUCCGGCUGUCAGUUAACGACACGGUGGUGGUGGAUCCCGGGCAGGAUGUGCUCUUAACCUGUGAGGUGACUGCAGGUUUCCCCCUCCCCUCUGUGACGUGGUCGCGUUACCCCGGGCCCCUUCCCCUUAGCGCCCAAGUUCGAGGGCCAACGCUGAUUUUGCGGGCCGUCACACCGGCCGACGCGGGGUUCUACAACUGCACGGCUGUCAACAAUGUGGGGAACCCUGCUCGCAAGAACGUCAAUCUUGUUGUCAGGACAAUGAGCAACCUGACCUUCCAGAUUACACCAGACUCCAACAAGGACAGUGAGACCAUCCAAAUGGGUCGGGAUCUCAAGCUGUCGUGCCACGUUGACGCCACCCCACAGGACAAGGUCAACUACACCUGGUAUAAGAAUGGUGCACCUGUCUUCAACUCGGAUAGCCUUAUCCUGCUGCGCAGCGACCCAGACAUGGCACCUGGCACAAGUAGCUUGGAGAUUGUGGACAUGAAGUUCAGAGACUUGGCUACUUACAGCUGUGUAGCAAACUUUCCAGGAAGCAGGGUGCCAGAGCUUCGCGUUGAUGUCAACAUCUCUCAGAACAGUGUUUCUCCUCCAGUGCUGUCAGUUCCACCAGGAGGUCAGCUGGUCAGUGUGCGAGAGGGAGGUAAUGCUGAGCUGGUGUGCUUGGUGGUAGAUGGCAAACCACGCCCACCUAUACUCUGGUCACGGACAGAAAAGGACCUGCUGAUGCCAGGAGGGAAGACCAUGGUGGAGACACCUGAUGGCCGCUUGAGGCUAAAGAACGUCAGCCGAGACAUGAUGGGGCUGUACCGGUGCCAGACUGCUCCAUACAAUGGGCUUAACAUCAAACGCAGAGAGGCACAGGUCCAGCUCAAUGUGCAGUAUGCUCCCAUACUGGACCCAGUCUUCCAGGAUGUGCGUUCUAGGAACUAUCAAAUGGUGACCCUGAGGUGUACGGUCCUGCGGUCAAACCCGCCUCGCCUAAUAGACAUCCGCUGGUUCCGUAAUGGUGACUUAAUCCGCAUGCCCAUGCCAGACCUGAAGGAGACACCAGAGCUGAAGUUUAAGCUGGAACCCACCAACAACGGCUCUUAUGAGUGCCGAGUCAGCAAUAGUGCAGGAAUAUCAAUCUGCACAUUUAAUGUCUCUGCACAACCCUACAAUGCUGAAUUCUACUUCGACACACCCAAUCCAGUCAGAAUCCUAAAAGGAAACAACUAUUCCUACAACCUGCAGUGGACACAGAAAGAUCCUGAGGCCACAGAUCGUAUCAUAGGCUACUGGAUUAAUGUCCGAAAGAACAAGCAGAACCUGCUGUCGAAGCAGAUAGACCUUAAGGGUAAAGAGCCAGAGAAGGGUGUGCUGAUAUCCCAUACCAUAUCAGACCUGAGAAUCCCUCUGUCCUACGAGGUCCGACUGGCCCCCAUCACCACCUACAGCACUGGGGACUACAUCAGUCGCAUCAUACAGUACUCAGAACCCUACACCUACCCAAGACCUUCAGACCAUGUGUGUGGUUUUGAGGAUGAGCGGAUCUGUGGUUUCUCUCAAGACAGGAGUGAUGUUUUUGACUGGACGAGACAGAAUCACCUUACACAGAAUCCCAAGCGUUCUCCCAAUACUGGCCCUGAGACAGACCGCAGUGGAACCAAGGAGGGGUACUACAUGUACAUUGAAGCAUCACGGCCACGUGUUCAGGGGGACAAGGCUCGUCUGCUUUCUCCACUUUUUAAUGUGACCACAGUCAGGGGCCCCAAGGGCUCCGGCAGGGUUCCAUACUGUGUCUCCUUCUACUACCACAUGAAGGGCAAACAUAUCGGCACUCUCAAUGUGCUUCUGAGAGUGAGAAGCAUUGCCUCUGUGGACUCGGUGGUGUGGACGAAGUUCGGUAAUCAAGGCCCGGAUUGGAAGAAAGCAUACUUUGACAUCAGCCCCAGUGGACCCUUUCAGAUUGUGUUUGAAGGAAUUCGAGGCCAGAGUUUCGAGGGGGAUAUUGCCAUUGACGACGUGUCCAUCACAAUAGGGAAGUGCAAGCAGGAGAACACAGUAGCCAGCGCAGGUAAGACAGUUCUGAUUGGUGGAUCGCACUCACUCCCAUUGGCCAGCUGGCUGACCUUUGGCCUCUCCUGCUUCCUGUCGCUACUCUACAGAUGAUGAGCACUUCCCACAACACCACCUGUCUGUAGUGACAGACACUGCCCUGACUCGCGCUCUUUUACUUCUCUCUCUACCCUUUUCCCUGUCCUUUCCUCAACGUACUUGUCUCCCUAACUGUCUGUCCUUCUCCACUCGUUGUCUUUCUAUCCUUCAUGCAUCCAUUUAAUCCUAGUCGCUUAGAUAAAUGGUAACACAAAGUCUUUGUCUAGUUUUUCCUGCUUUGCUUUCUUUGAACCCCCCCAGACACUCAGUAUAACCAACUGACGCUCAUACUGUAUUUAAGGUGAACAUACGUAAUGAUUAGUCAAACUUCAUGUUCUCUCCUUUGUCAAUCUAUUAAUCUGAUUAGAUUCACUUUAUCCAUGUCAGCGUGUCACUUUGUCACCUUUUCCUACCCUUCAUUAACCUUCUUCAUCCAUACAUGCACCCUCUCAUGUAUCUCCAGCCCCCUCAAACCACAAUCCUCGACGGCCCCUCCACCCUAUUCCCCAGACACACCAAAGUGUCGGACACUCUACCAAAGAUGACUAAGGACCUGAGGGAAUAAAACGAGGAAACAGGGAUUCUAAGAAGUAACUGAAAGAGAAAAGAAAGUGCGAAGAAAUCCUUCUUUUUCACAAAGACCGUCUCCCUUCCAACCCAGCCUUUGGGACCAUGGGAGCUACUGAGAUGAUAAAAGAGACGGAUGAAAAAAAAAAACUGAUGAAUGAAUGAAUGAAUAAACAAAUGAAUGGUGAGGAAAGGACAAACCAGAAACAGAGGGGAAAAGAAGAGUGCUCCUGGUAGCCUCUCUGCUUGCCCUCUGCUUGCCACAAGAGACGAACCUCAGUGCGGAUUAUACGUGUACAUUUAUCUCUAUAUAUAUUAAAUAUAACAAAGUUUAAACUAAAACACAACUAGGACAGUGGAGGACUUUACAAAGUGAAAUUAAAGAAGCACAACAUUUAUACAACCUCUGCUGUUCCUUUGAGUUUUCUUCUACUUAUUAUGUGAUGUUGCAAUUUGUCAGACCUAUUCAAUGUUUUUGAUAUUUUGCUUUCUGGUUUUGUUUUGUUUAUGCCGUUAAAAGGGUCAAGGGCAAUGGGUAAUAAAGUAUUAUAUUAAUAUUUAUGAGAGGAAGAGAAGAUGAUUUGUGAUCCAGAACGAGAAUUGAGCAUGAGGAGGCAAAUGCAAGGAUGACCCAAGCCACCUGGAUAGAAACCUUAGCUUUUCUUCACACAUACUGAACACACACACACACACACACACACUCAGACACACAAACUCAGUUUUCCUUGCUGACAUCACAGUCGGGCCCUCAGCUCACCUUCUGCCUCAAACACAUGUUUUAUCUGUGAAUGACACAGAAGGCACAACCACGGAUGGUAGAUGAACGUUCACAUGUCUGCUCCCUUACCAUGAACAUCCCAUCACUGGACAUCGUGACUCAGAUGUCUGGAUUGAUCAGCCACAACAGAAUAGCUGGACAUGUCUCUAAAGAAAAGAGAAGCAUGGUGUGGUACAAGGGGGCGGAAAAGAGCCUGCAGUGAGUUCAGUUGAAUAUAUGAUCAGAGAGCACUUAUUUCUUCACAGGUUAUUGAAUGUUAUGUAUGUAUUCCCCAUACACAGGAGUGAAAGAUGGAGAAGAUAUGUGGCGGGUGUGCAGUGUGGAUUGCAUAUCAGAUUCUCUAUCAUUGUUUAAUUAACAUUGAAUAUAUGUAGUGUAAAAGAUUUUCAUAACCACAUAGAUAUGAUUGUUAAAGUUAAGCAAUACUCAUAUCUAUAGCUCUAUAUACAAUAGUUUAUGAUUGCAUUUAAAUCUUGCUCAAAACAGAUCAUAAUGGGUACAUAUCUCAUGAUUUGUCAGUUCUGAUUUAUAAUUACCAGUGUAUUCACCAUUCAUGAAGUUCCACAAUUACAGCUGUAGCUAUUUUAAUCAUUCAGGGGAUAGUGUGCAUUUUGCUGCACCAGGCUUAAAUGUAUCUUGAGAAAACUCCACAUCCACCAGUCACCCUGCUCCAGCUCCAUUACCAUGUGCAGUCUUUUUAACACCAUAUGUUCUUUUUUCUGUCAUGUCAUGUUGAUUUGAUCAUUGCACUUUUUUUUCUUUUCUUUAUUGUGGUCGAUACAAAUUGCAUUAUUUCAGUCAUAAAUAGUACAUAACAUACAGAAAUGAUGUGCCUGUUUAGCUUGCCCAGUCUGGUGUGAGUGGCACUUUCCAUGUUAAGGCGUGUUGGAUAAAUCUGUGAAAAUCCACAGACAGUAGUGUAUUGUAAAACCAUGGAAGCCCUUUGAAACCUACUGUAAGCAAACUCUCAAUCUUAGCUUUAUCUUUAUCUUAUCUCUCUCUGUCAUAAUUCAUGUGCUUUGUUACGAUGAGUGCACAUGAUGGCAGGUUGUACCUGACUGAUAUUUUAGAAGUGAAUUUGAGUAACAUGCUUUCCUGUAAAUGUAGCUUGUUCGUUCUGCAAUCAUAUACACUAAGGCUAAGCUGAAAAUAUUUUCAAUUAUUCUUUUUAUAAUCUCCUCAGAAUGCCCAUUUUUUUCCCAAACGACAACAGUAUUUGUUUUUAGGCAUUCAUAGCAAUACCCCCAAUGUCUACAGCCUAUGGCUAAGGGAAUUGGCUACAUGUGGCUAGUUUAAGUUGUACAGUAUCAAGAGCAUUAUUGAGCACUACAGCAGCACACGGUGGGUCAAGUAUGUUGCCCAUAUAGUACUAAAUACAUUUUAGAAAUAUCAUUAAGCAUUGAUGUGCAUGGCAUUUCAUCAUGCUAACUUUCAAAUCGUUCCUCAUAUUACCUCAUAUUUGAAUGGCAGUAAUGACAUCACUACCAUUAUUAUCAUUGCAUUUAGACAUGCGACAGUUGCAGAAUAUUGUGGAAGUUUUAAGAUCUGUUGUCUGUAACCUUUGUUAAAUUUCCCAAACUGAUACAUACACUCAGCUUUUUUAUAUAGCUUAAGUUUAAAGGGGGAAGACACUGCAUUAUUUCACCCACCUGAGAACAGAGUAUCAAAGCGUAACAUGCACAUGUGUGAAUAAUUCCGCCCAUUGUAUGUCGUUGUAUUGACUGAUAAGGCAACAUAUUGUCACUUUUUACCACCAUAAGUAUUAAAAUAUGUGAUGUGGCAAUAUGGCAACGUUGGAAACUAACUGGUCCUGUAUACAUCUGCCCCUGUAUGAUAGAGCAAUGUUUCUUUCUUUCCAAAAAUGUGUCAACAAAAUUCUUCAAAACUGCAACGCUAAGUUCAGCUUUGAGUCAUCAUAAGCAGUCAGUAUUCGCUGACCAAACAUUGUUUUCAACAGAAUGUAAAUCAAGCUGCUGUUACUGAUUUUAACAUUUUAAUAAUGGUUUAGUCAUUACCAUUUCACAUUAUUCAGAGUGUAACACACCUGUAGCAGCACUUUUUGGUUAUGUCAUACGUACAUGUAGAACAGACACAAAGUGAGGUUUGCAUUUUUCUUCUAUAAUAAAAUCAAAAGCUGAAAGCAUUACUUAUAAUUCAAGUGAUAUGCAUUAUUUCGGUGGAAGUCAUGGU